AUGGCGGACGUCGAGAGAGAGUACCCGUCGAAUUCGCCGAGCGGGUUCAGGGUCAACGUGGUGACCAACGAGACCAACGUGCGCGGAGUGGCGCAAAAGGUGGCGCUGGGUGAGGUGGACGCCGGCAUAGUCUACGAGACCGAUGCGGAGGGCGCGCAGUACGCCGAGUCGUUUCGCGUGAUCGAGAUUCCGCUGCAAUUCAACCCGGCGGCCGAGUAUCCCAUCGCGGCGCUGGCGGGAGCCGCCGACUUGCAGAUCGCGCUGGACUUCAUCGCUUUCGUGCAGAGCGACGGCGGGGCAGACCAUCCUACGGGAAAUACGGUAUUCGUGGCCGCGCCCUUCUACAUCCGGGCAGCGCGCAUUGGGUUCGCCGGGGUUGAUCCGACCUACGAGGAAGUGUCGCAGACCCUGGGGGUUUCGCCGUGGGCGACGUUCUGGCGGCUGACGCUGCCGGUGGCGUGGCCCGUCGCUGCUGACCGGACUGACGCUGGCGUGGCGCGGGCGGUGUCGGAGUUCGGCGCGACGAUCAUGUUCGCCGGGAACCUGUCGGGGCGCACGCAGACCAUGCCGCUGGCGACAUGA
Messenger RNA from Geodia barretti, 582 nucleotides. The record is from the annotation of a GenBank genome assembly. Lineage: Eukaryota; Metazoa; Porifera; Demospongiae; Tetractinellida; Geodiidae.